Molecule: messenger RNA, 460 nt
Organism: Anneissia japonica
Lineage: Eukaryota; Metazoa; Echinodermata; Crinoidea; Comatulida; Comatulidae
Exons: 3
Coding region: 56-460 (134 amino acids)
Source: RefSeq, a predicted model, not a curated record
AAAGAGAAUGAGGAAUAGAAAAAACAAGUACAAAAGAUCCUAAAGCAGAAAGAAAAUGAUGCAAAGAAAAAAACCGUUGUGCCAAAAGAAAAAAAAAAGGGGGUCUGAUAGUAAAACAACGUCUACAUGGAGAAGGAAGUGCGCCGAGGCCAUUGGCAAGAGUAGUUUUGAGAAGAAGGUAAUAUCGUCUAUGGAGCCGACAUUUCAGGUGGCAUUAUACAGUGACCGCUGCUAUGCGAAAGUUAAAGAACUUUUCCAUAUGUACCGUAAUGGCUUAGUUAAAAAUACCAAACCAGGGAAGCAAUUGAAACAGUCGUUUUUCAUGAACCUGCAAGGUCUGUCAGAUGAAGAUAGUUUCACUGUCUUAACAUCAGUGACAGACGGUAAUCGGACUAUAAAAGAGGCCGAGCAGGAUGCACGGAAUACAAAACUACUAAAGGAUAUUAAAAGAAAUUCCUAA